Phytophthora nicotianae INRA-310 is the source of this 990-nucleotide messenger RNA. RefSeq lists its product as hypothetical. The transcript has a single exon. NCBI's taxonomy places the organism in Eukaryota, Oomycota, Peronosporomycetes, Peronosporales, Peronosporaceae. Bases 1 to 990 code for a protein of 329 amino acids. The record is from RefSeq and is a predicted model, not a curated record. Gene Ontology annotation, molecular function: oxidoreductase activity.
AUGUUCUGCCCGGAGACCUAUCGCGCGUACCAAUACGAAAACUACGGCCCGAUCGAGAAGGAGCUCAAGCUCAAAUUCUGUCUGCCGCACUUACCUCUUGGUUCUCAACAAGUCCGCAUUAAGGUUCACAGCGCUGCGGUGAACCCCAUCGACUACAAACUGGCAGAGUUUAAGGGCCAAACAUUCUUCGGAAAGGCUCCAUCUGUCGAUGAUCCAUUUAGUAUUGGCUUUGAUGCCUCCGGUGAGGUGGUUGAGGUCGGGAGCGACGUCAAACGUAUCAAGAUCGGCGAUGCGGUUUAUCUCUCGACUCCAGUAAGCGCCAUCGGAAGCCUCGCCGAGUACGUGAUCGUCGACGAAGAGUUCGCGGCUUUAAAGCCUAAUAAUCUAGACUUCAAUGAAGCAGCAGCUGUGCCCACGGCUGCACUUACGGCGCAUGCUGGAAUGACAACAUUUGCGAAACUCCAGAAGGGUGAGACUGUUCUCAUUUUGGGUGGGAGCAGUGCCGUGGGGAUGUUCGCGAUCCAGUUGGCUAAAGUGAUUGGAGCUCGUGUGAUUGCUACCACGAGUACUCGAAACGUUGAGCUUGUGAAGUCCUUGGGUACCGACCAAGUCGUCGAUUAUACGGAAGACAAAUGGGAAGAUGUCCUGGAGCCGCACUCGGUGGAUGCCUUGUACGAUGUUGGCGUAGAGCCUUCGUCUUGGAACAACGGUGCCCAGUUGGUACUGAAGAAGAACACGGGUCGCUUUAUCACCCUGGCUCCGAUGCCUGAACCCGUCAAGAAAGCUGAAUUCGGUGCGAAACUUAUUGGUUUUGUCAGCUCUGUUGAAAACUCUGCGAAGACGCUCAGCGUCAUUACCGAAUACAUCGAAAGUGGGAAGGCAAGGCCUGUGAUCGACACUGUUUAUUCGUUUGAGAAAGCACAAGAUGCGUACGCAAAGCUGAAGACGCGUCACGCGCAAGGAAAGCUGGUGGUUCAGAUAUAUCCUUAA